Aspergillus nidulans FGSC A4 is the source of this 1125-nucleotide messenger RNA. It is a transcript of the gene sidJ, whose product is annotated as putative siderophore biosynthesis lipase/esterase. The transcript has 2 exons. Bases 1 to 1125 code for a protein of 374 amino acids. The record is from RefSeq and is a predicted model, not a curated record. Lineage: Eukaryota; Fungi; Ascomycota; Eurotiomycetes; Eurotiales; Aspergillaceae.
AUGUACUCCAAAUUCUGGCCUGCAGGAGGCCUUCCCGGUAUCCUCCACCAUUUUACUGAAACUCUCGUGACGUUCGAAUUCACCACUUCCGCAACCCCCAAACCGCACUCCCUCCUCUUCGUCGGCGGGCUCGGCGAUGGCCUCGCAACAACAUCGUACAUGGCUGAUCUAGCCAAAGCCCUCCAUUCAACAGACUGGUCCCUCUUCACACUGAACCUCACAUCCUCCUACUCCGCCUGGGGCCUAGGCCACCUAGACCGAGAUACGGACGAGAUCGCACAGUGCCUCAACUAUAUCAGAGAUUACAAGAGCGGGAAAUUCGCCAGCACCAACAAUAGCGGCUUCAAAGGGCACAGCAAUAGCAAAGUUGUGCUGAUGGGCCACUCAACAGGCAGCCAAUGCGUCAUCCACUACCUCUCCAAACCUAAUCCCCAUACCUCCACAAAAGCCUUCGACUCUGAUCUCCAGCAUAUCCUCCGCACGCGCCUCGACGGCGCAAUCAUGCAAGCGCCCGUCUCUGACCGCGAAGCGAUUCAAUACGUCCUUUCCACCGGCUGGAUGGGCCGCACCUCGUCCCAAGUAACAGCGAUCUACAAAGAACUUGAGAAGUUGGCGCAGGACGAAGUCGCGCGCAAUCCGGAUCCGCAAUUUGACGCUCUCCUCCCGCUUCACAUGACUGGUGUAAUUGGGUAUCCUGGCAACGUACCCUUAUCUGCGCGCCGCUUCCUGAGCCUUGUUUCUCCCGGAACACCCAAUGGUUCUCCGGGGGAGGAUGACCUGUUCAGCUCAGAUCUGAGCGACGAAUCGCUAAAGAAGACGUUUGGGAUGAUCCGAGAGCGUGGAUUGCUGGCGUCCAAGCUGAUGGUUCUGAUCUCGGGAGCUGACCAGGCGAUGCCGGGGUGGAUUGAUAAGGAGGCGUUGUUAAGGAGGUGGAGAGGGUUUAUUGAUGGCGAGAGGAAGGACGGGGAGGAGGAAAUCUGGCAUGAGGACAGUGGACUUAUACCGGGGGCUUCGCAUGCGUUGAGCAAUGAUGAUCAGGCGGAGCCCAGAAGAAAUCUCGUUGAGAGGGUGAUGAGAUAUUUGAAGGGGGGGUGGAGGCUUGAAGCCUAUAGACUCAGAAAUUGA